Messenger RNA from Benincasa hispida (wax gourd), 2888 nucleotides. RefSeq names its product Cyclin family protein. NCBI's taxonomy places the organism in Eukaryota, Viridiplantae, Streptophyta, Magnoliopsida, Cucurbitales, Cucurbitaceae. Gene Ontology annotation, biological process: regulation of transcription by RNA polymerase II. Gene Ontology annotation, molecular function: cyclin-dependent protein serine/threonine kinase regulator activity. The record is from RefSeq and is a predicted model, not a curated record.
AAAUUGACACUUAACGGAGUCUCUCAGUCUUUCUUUGUGUUUUGCCUUGUCCCUUCUCUGAUAAAUCAGUUUUGCACGGUCGCAAUCCCAGCUUCCGUCGAACCCUCUAGGGCACACGAGAACAACAACACUGCACCACCCCCAAUUCCAUGCUCGCUCGCUCUCUCUUCUCGGCUCCCCCUUACCAUCCUCCUCUCUCUCGCUGCCUCUUACACCCACGGUAUUGUAUCUGGUGGGAAGCUCUUAGGUUUUGCGGAUUCUGAGAGCUUAUCGUCGGGUAAAGGAAAUCGGGGUUUCAGUGAGCUCCGUGGCACAGGUGAAUAAUGCAAAGGAAAUAGCUGCAUAAGUUCAAGGGGAUUAUUUGAUAUAGUUACUUGCUGCUGUUCUAGACUGUUGGAAGAUACACAUGUCUGGACUUCUGCCGUUUGAGUCUGCACAUCAUAGAAUAUCUGAUGGUGGUUCCUCAAAGAGUUCCCAAGAAAAGCAAGAUGAAGCAGGUCGUUGGUAUAUGUCCAGAAAGGAAAUUGAAGAAAAUUCCCCAUCAAGAAGAGAUGGAAUUGACUUGAAGAAGGAGACUUAUUUACGGAAAUCAUACUGCACAUUUUUGCAAGAUCUGGGCAUGAGGCUCAAAGUGCCCCAAGUAACGAUAGCCACAGCUAUAAUAUUCUGUCAUCGAUUCUUUCUUCGGCAGUCCCAUGCAAAGAAUGACAGAAGGACCAUUGCAACUGUCUGUAUGUUCCUUGCUGGGAAGGUUGAAGAGACGCCUCGCCCACUAAAGGAUGUGAUCAUUGUUUCCUAUGAAAUUAUUCACAUGAAAAAUCCUGCUGCAGCCCAGAGGAUCAAACAGAAGGAAGUUUAUGAGCAACAGAAGGAGUUAAUUUUACUUGGUGAGAGAGUUGUGCUCGCGACCUUAGCAUUUGACCUGAAUAUUCAUCACCCUUACAAGCCACUUGUUGAGGCAAUAAAAAAAUUUAAGGUUGCCCAGAACGCACUAGCUCAAGUUGCAUGGAAUUUUGUCAAUGAUGGGUUGAGGACGUCACUCUGUCUGCAGUUUAAGCCCCAUCACAUUGCAGCAGGUGCUAUUUUUCUUGCUGCCAAGUUUCUUAAAGUGAAGCUUCCAUCGGAUGGGGAGAAGGUUUGGUGGCAAGAAUUUGAUGUGACCCCUCGCCAAUUGGAGGAGGUUAGCAAUCAAAUGCUAGAACUGUACGAGCAAAAUCGUGUGCCAGCAGCUCAGGGAAGUGAAGUAGAUGGAAGUACUGGUGGGGGUCCGAGUCAUCCUAAUGCAGCAAAAGCUACUGCUGCAACUGAGGAACAGACCUCAAAGCAAAUGUCAUCUUGUUCGGCACCUGAGCAUUCAUAUGCAGACAAUCAUGGGGUACCUCAAAGAGCUGUCCAGAAUCUUGGUAAGAACAAUGGGACUGCUACGGAGGGUGGUAGUACCAUUACUGGUCAUAAGGUGGACCCAGAUUUAACAGAUAGUCAUCAUACUGAUGAAGUGCCCUACAAGGAUAAUAGCAAAGAUAAUUCAGAUAGAUCAAGGUCUGUAGUGGAGCACGUUGGUGAAGAGAAAGAAAGGAACCAUAGUAAAAGUGAGACUGCAGAAGCAGGAGAAUGGAGGGACGAUGGUGUAUCUCACAAGUCUAGCAGUAUAGUUUCUCGAAAUGUUGAGGUUCGGGAAGGUCCAGUUGGGCAGUCGCCCAAAGAAGCUAUCAAAAUGAUUGAUAGAGACAAAGUCAAGGCAGCACUUGAGAAAAGAAGAAAAUCACGUGGAGAGAUGUCCAGGAAGAAAGAUGUGAUGGAUGAAGACGAUCUCAUUGAGAGAGAGCUGGAAGAUGGUAUAGAAUUAGCGGCAGAGGAUGAGAAAAACAGGCGGGAGAAGGGGCAAAGCUGGUCUAAGGUUGACAAUCAAGAUGAUGGAAAGGUUCGUGACGAAUCUUUAAGUGCACAUCAUGCAGGGUCCAAGAACCACAAUUCAUGGGGGGCCAGAGCAGAGAGUGUAGUUGAAGAAGGGGAGAUGCUAGAUGAUGCUUCCCCAGGUUUGAAUAGCCGCAAGAGAAAAGCUGGAAGGUCCCCUGAUUGGCAUUCCGAGGGAAAGAAGUGGAACGAUUCUAUGUCUAAUAACCAUCAUCAUGCUUUGGAAGAUGGAAACCGCAAGAAUCGAUCUGUUUAUGCAGAUAGGGAGCUCAAAAGACAUGCUCAUGAGAAUCACUUAUAAGUUAAUGUCAAGUAUCUAGUUCUAUGUUAUAUUGUAGCAUAGGCAUGUAUGACCUGGGUAGUCCAAGUACUGGACAGAUCAUUGCAGUGAGGAGUAUAUCCCGAUGCCUUUGAGCAAUGCGUCAUAAAAUUAUAGGAAUUAUGGAUAAAUGCUUCACCACCUGCCAGUCCCGGGAACUUAAAUCUUUACCACUUGAAGGUGAUCACGAAGCUGAUUUGCUUGGCCAGGAUGAAACAAAAUUGAGCACAGAUAUAAGCUUGCUUCUGCCAUUUUUCAUGCAAGGAAGCCACGAGGACUGUUCUUUGGUCGUAAUUAAUAUUAUGUUUCUGCUAUACUCUAGGAUCGUUAUAUUAUGCUUUUAAUUUGCCAGUUUAAUUGUAAUUUGGUUUACAGUCUUCGUUUUUAAUAUAGUUCAACAUGUAAUUUUGGUCUAGGAUUCAAUUGUAUCUCACUCAGUCAGUUGAGCUUUUAGCCAGUAUAUUGCCUAAAGUCUAAGGAAAAAAAGGAAAAAGAAAAAAGAAAAAGAAAAAAGGAAAGGAAAAAUUUGUAAUGCAUGUUGGCAAUUGCCUUUUUUGUGAGCUUUGGUGAUGGUAACUGUGUAAACUCAACAGGCAAGUUUUGUGUUCUAAAAUGUAUUAGAAUGGUUGUCCAUAUAACAAGGUAAAUUUGAUGA